UAACUUUUGUCAAUUAGUUAUAUAUUAAACUAUGACACAAAAUAAGGAGCCUCAGUGUGACUCUGUGAACAGUGAAGCCAAUGCAUGCCGUAUUGCUGCUGUUGAAAGCUGCUUUGGCAGUUCAGGGGAGCCACUUGCAGUGUCUGGUCGUGUGUUAGUGGGAGAGGGAGUACUAACCAAGAUGUGUCGUAAAAAACCUAAACCACGUCAGUUUUUUCUCUUUAAUGACAUCUUGGUGUAUGGUAACAUAGUCAUCAACAAGAAAAAGUAUAACAAGCAACACAUUAUUCCACUGGAGGAAGUAAAGCUUGAAAACCUUGCUGAUGAUGGAGCAUUAAAGAAUGGCUGGUUCAUCAGAACACCAACCAAAUCUUUUGCUGUUUAUGCUGCCACAGCUACUGAAAAAUCAGAAUGGAUGGCUCAUAUUACUAAGUGCCUAGAAGAUUUAUUGAAAAAAACUGGAAAGAAGCAGUCUACUGAACAUGCAGCAGUGUGGGUUCCAGAUGGUGAUGCCACAACAUGUAUGCACUGUAGAAAGUCACAGUUCAGCAUGAUUAAUAGAAGGCAUCACUGUCGUAAAUGUGGAGCUGUUGUGUGUGGACCCUGCUCAAAUAAAAAGUUUCUAAUUCCGUCCCAAUCAGACAAACCUCUCCGAGUGUGUCUGGCUUGUUAUGACACCCUUUCCAAGAGUGCAGCUACAGUUGGUUCUGCUGACCUUUCACCAAUAUCACUGGAUAAGCCAGAGCUUCCUGAUUCCUCUGGUGAAGAUGAUUCUGAAGAAGAAGGGGAUGAUACUAAUCAGGAGAAAGGAACCAAUGGUGAUGGGAAGGCCACAGAUCUUGAGGUUUUGAGCACUGAUGAUAAGCCUACAUUCUAUAGAAACCAUUCAGAGAUUGAGACCUGUGACAAUUCUAACGAAACUGAAGAGAAGAGUAAGAACACGUCUAAUAAUGAUAGCAAUUCUGAUGCAACUAGUAAUAAUAAUAAUGUGGAAGUUUCUGAAAGUCAUAGCACUGAAUCGUCAUCUGUGAUCAAGUCAGACAGCACUUCGGUAGAACACUCCAGCAGCUCUUCUGUUACACAAAGUGUUAGCCAUGAAACCACGAGCUGUGUCUCCUCAUCUUGUCAAGAAUCUAAUGACAACACUUCUAGUGGAGGCUGUGAUGGAGGAAGCGUUGAAUGAUUAUGGUCAUAGUGGUACAUUUUAAAAGAGCAUCCUGGAUCCAGAAUGAAAAUUGAGUGUAAAGAACCUUUUCAGAGGGAUAAAGUUAAAUACCUAUAUAAUUACUAACGUAUAAAUAAAGAAAAUUUGUUUUCUGAGACACUUGUAAGAAUGUGUUUCACUUGAUGUGGUUUUCAUUUAUUGUAUCUCUUUCUAUAUCUUUUAAUUAUUACAGCUAAAAAUGGGUUUAAAUCUAUAAAUAUAUAAGUUGUGUAUAAUUUGUUUGUAGAAAAUUACCAUGGCAUUCAUAAAAAUAAUUGAUGAAAAAGUGAUAAAACUUUUAGUAUUUAGGAAUGGAAUGAGUGACAUUUUCAUAAUCAGGUUGGUGACAUGAUGAAGUACUGAUGACUAAUACAUGAAAAUCUUCUUAACUUGUAUCAUUAAAAAAUUAGAGAUAAUACAUAAUUAUGCAUAUUUUUUUAUUUUUACGUAGAGCUAAUGCUUAUAUUUUGUUAUACAUUUCAGGCUAUUUUUUAUCUCUUUCUCACUAUCCCAGUGUAGGUAUUCUGAAUAGAAAAGUAAUUUCAGCUUUUUAUGUGGUAAGAUACAAACAAAACCUGUUAAUAUUGUACCUUUUUUGGGUAUAUAUCACAUACAUAUUAUGAGAAAAUAAUGUAGGUAAGGUAAACGUUUAGUAAUUUGAAACGACUUGAAACCUGUAAGCGUCAACUGUAUAUCAAUUAGAAUAUCAAUAGAAACACCUUUUCAUAUUAUCACUCUUACUUUUUGUAUUAAUUUGGAUUAUGAAUCUUGAUGAAAGUCUGCAUAACUGGUUACACUGAUUUGUCAUGUGCCCUUUGAAGUUUGAGGAAAAUAUGAAAAUAAAUUGUAGUUCUGCCCUUUUUUUAAGUAUUUGAAGUCACAGACAGAAAAUUUACAAAACCAUGAAAAGAAAAAAUCUAGAAAUUUGGAUUGGUAGCUACUACUAUGGUAAUUCUUAUGAAAUUCUGUUAAAGGGUUUUGAGAUUGUUAUUUAAAUAAAAAUAAUAUAUAGGAGGCCAUGUAGCUUUGUCUUAUUUGUAAACUGUAAUAUUAUAGUAUAUAAUAUUAAUUGUUAUAGGUUAAGGCUAAAAAUAUCAUUAACACUGAGAGUACCUGACUGACAAAUCAAUGCAUUCUAAUCUAUACAAGUAGAAAUGUAAGAAAAGUUUAUUUAAUUAGCUGCAAUGAUAACAAGUUUUAGUUUAGCUCUAAGUAAAUAGGUUACUCUGACUGGAAAUUAUUAUUAUUAUUAGCUGCAAUGAUAACAAGUUUUAGUUUUGCUCUAAGUAAAUAGGUUACUCUGACUGGAAGUUAUUAUUAUUAUUAGCUGUAAUGAUAGCAAGUUUUAGUUUUGCUCUAAGUAAAUAGGUUACUCUGAUUGGAAGUUAUUAUUAUUAGCUGUAAUGAAGUAGUU
This is a messenger RNA of Limulus polyphemus (Atlantic horseshoe crab), 2618 nucleotides long. Its product is annotated as pleckstrin homology domain-containing family F member 2-like. NCBI's taxonomy places the organism in Eukaryota, Metazoa, Arthropoda, Merostomata, Xiphosura, Limulidae. Bases 32 to 1183 code for a protein of 383 amino acids. The transcript is spliced from 9 exons. Gene Ontology annotation, molecular function: phosphatidylinositol binding; metal ion binding. Gene Ontology annotation, cellular component: early endosome. The record is from RefSeq and is a predicted model, not a curated record.